UUGACCACAUCAAAGGCUACAACAUUGCUCCAAAAAUACAUGGUAAGCAGCUAGCUAGCUAAUACAAGAACGGUACGACUGAUCGACGUGGUCGCGCUUACUACAAUACACAAUGAAGAUGUUAUCUAACCGGCUGCUUCAGUUGAUAUGGGCGCUAGUGUGCGUGUGUGUGGGGACUGUCAAUGGAGCUGCUAACAUUGAUAUCCUGGAGCCCAUUGUGCGAGUAUCACCAGCUCGAAGUGGGGACAGCCUCGACCUCUUUGGAUACUCAGUGAUACUGCAUCAAAUAGCUGAACCAAUUUCAGGCAACUUCCAGUCAGCCAUUGAAAACACGAGAAUAAUUGUGGGUGCCCCCAACGGUACGUUUCCUGGGGGACUUCCUGGUCUGGUGGACGCCGGCUCUGAUCCGGUCAACAACACGGGCCUCGUGUAUCAGUGUCCAAUAGACAACGGGACAUGCGGUGCAGUUGGGAGGGACGGGAGCACUAGUAAUCCCAUCAACAGGCGACUGUUUGACGAUCAGCCCGAUGGUGCAAACCUGACUGACUAUAUUAAUGAUCAAGUUGAUCCAACAAACGGUUUUGCUGAAAGUGAGCAAAAAACUGGUCAGUUGAUUGGACAAGUACUGAAAAGCUCUGGAAACUACUUUCUGGCAUGUGCCCCACUCUGGACCCCCAUCAGUGGAGGACCGCCUAACAACUUUGACAAUCGGAAACCCACAGGUCGUUGUUUUCUGUCUGGCAAAGACUUGUCAGAAUUUACAGAAGUCAGAACUUGUCUUGGUGAGAUUGAUCAGCCGUCGUAUGGAUUGCAAGGAGAGAAUAGAUGUCAGCUGGGAUUUGGGGCCACCUUCUUUGAGAACGCGGCACAAGAUACGAGCGUCCUUUUGAGUGGGCCUGGGACAGAAACUGGCAUCGGUAGACUUUACCUCUACAAUGACGUCAGUGACCCCGCCCCCUUUACAGUGGGUCAAGGUGCCGACCUCGACUCCAGAGGGUCUUCAGGAAUCAACUUUCCAACUGUCAACCAUUCAUCCUACGAGGGUUGGUCACUGGCCACUGGUAAUAUCUUCGGAUCAUCCGAACCUAUUUCAUUUGUCAGCGGUAUGCCUAGAUUUGACAGCAUUGGAGUUCGCGGAAAGGUGAACGUGAGGUCACCCAACUUUACCUUAUUUCCAGACCCAAACUUGGAGGGGGAGCAGAUUGGAGAUUAUUUCGGCCAUGCUGUGGAGACUGCUGAUCUGAAUAAUGACGGAUUUGACGAGGUGAUAGCAGGAUCUCCAUUCUUCAGUCCGGGGAUGCCUGAUGUCGGACGUGUCUAUGUCUACGAGAACAACAACGGUGUUAUUAACGAGACGGCUAUUAUGUUGACUGGGUUUGGACCAAUGGGACGCUUCGGUCACAGCAUCAUCAAUCUGGGUGACGUCAACGAAGACAACCUAGCAGAUAUUGCUGUGGGUGCUCCCUAUCAAGACAUGCCCUCUGACAAUAAUGCUCAAGGUGCUGUCUACAUCUAUUAUGGCAACAAAGACACUGUUAUCAGCAGGACACCUGAUCAGAUCAUAUCCUCCAGUGCUGUGUUGGACUUCAUACGCUCUCCCACCGUCACCUCCCUCAGGAGCUUUGGCUUCUCCCUGGGGAGUGGUGUGGACGUCGACGCCAACGGUUACACAGAUCUGGUGGUUGGGGCCUACGAUUCUCAAUUAGCCGUGGUAUUCAGAACCUUGUCUAUAGCUAUGAUCAACUUCACUCUGAGCACGGACAACAGUACAGUGCAGCUUGUGUCAAAUCCCAGCAUCAACAUCACCCUCUGUGCCGUGUAUAGUGGGAGGGGCCUCGACAACCGCCCACUCAACGUGUCGUAUCGUCUGACAGAAGAGCGGCAGAUUGUACGCAGUGUUCCCGUUAGCAGAACCACACCUUUCCAAUACACUGGGGUGCUCAGCUUCUCCAAUGUCGAUGAACAAGCCUGUGACAAGACCGUCGUACAGUUUGUGCCAAUUAAAGAUGCCGUGAAUGGACUGAGAUUACAAGACCCGGUUGUGAUGCGUCUGACCUUUGAAGCCAUCAACAGAAAAUUUUCGGAAAAUGGAGAGUUAAUUGACUUUAGGGACUUUCCCCUCAUCAGGUCGACUGGGGAACCUACAGUGUUGAUCACCCCAGAGCUCAACUGUACGAGCAAAGAUAUUAAUGGUCAGGAGGUGUGUCGUCCCGAUCUGUCCAUCACUAUGAGGGGAAAUACUCAAUAUCACUCUUCAACUGGGCGUACAAACUCGAGUAUUGUAGCCGGCGCUGUUACUAAUGUUGAGUUCCCGUUGAGAGUAGACAACGUGGCUAACGAUGGAUCCAUCAAUGCUUUCCUCAUGUUCACACUGCCAGAUGGUAUUCCUUUUACGUUCGGGAAUUCUAGCGGAAUAUCUUGCAACCAAAUUUCCGACACUAGACAGUUUCGAUGUCCUCUACCCACUUACAUCCCGGGAAACACUGGACUGGACAUCACGCUGGUAUGGAAUGUGGAUUCUACUAGAGUGGUGGGAACGGAAUCGAACCUAACAGCCGUAUUCACCGUGGGCAUACCACUGGGCUCUUCAAACAGCGACACGGUCCCUAGUAACAAUAUAUAUAUGGAGGCCCUCCCAGUCACAGCUAUAACAAGCCCUAGAGUGGUUAUACCAGAGAUUAGAGUGGUGAACCCACUUCUAUACGACUCAACACUGCCGGUAUCUCCAUUUAAUACUCCAACUAAUCUGGGCGAAACAUUUGAUAUAAUCGUGACUGUUACGAAUGAAGGACGUUCAACCAUUCCUAAUGGUCGCCUGGAUAUUAGCGUACCUGUCAGGGCACCUCUUCGGCCUCAGGAUGACAAUGUGGUUAAAUACUACAUCUAUGUCGGUAACACUUUGAUGCCGCAAGGGAUGGGCCUCACCUGUGAUAGUGAAGGAGUUAACCCUGACAAUUUAAAUUUUACAAGAACGCCACCAAGACGGAAAAGAUCAAUUGCCAAGCGACAGUCACCUGACAGCAGUGCAAUUGUUUCUGAGAGCUGUGACUUUGAUAGUCCCAGUAUGGCCUGUCAAACUUUCCGUUGCAACAUCUCCAAUUUUGUUAUCGAUCAAGACUUCAGUGUCGCAUUCGUAGGAGUGAUAGACAGGAGAUUCUAUUCGAGGGUGGCAGAUGGCAGCACGUUCAACCUGAGAAUGUUUGCUCGCUUCGUUUCAUUGGACGAAUUUGAUCGGUUUGAAGAUAGCCAAUCGAUUCUGGUGUCUGAGCGGACAAUUGUCGUGUCGCCGAGACCUCCGGAGCCGCUGAACAUUUAUCUGGAGGUGUGGCUCCCCAUCAUCGGAGCUGUCUUGGCCAUCGUUCUCAUCAUAAUUCUCUUUGCUUGUUGCAUCUAUUGCGGGUUCUUCCGUAAGAAGCGUCUUGAGCAGGCCAAGAAAGAUGCUGAGGGAGAGUUUGAAGUUCGUCAGGUGCCACCAGAGGAACCAGCUAUUAUCACCGGAGAAGACAAGAAGGGUGACCUUGGGGAGGACGCGGCACCCUCCAAAGAAGAUGAUAUCGGAGAUGCUGUUGAUCUUGAAGAAAAUGGCGGCUCUGGCGAGGGCCAGGACGGGGAGCCAGAGAAGGACCCAGAGGAGACAUCACUGUAAAAUCUCAUGCUAAUUGGAGGAGGGGAUCAAUUGUAGACUUAAAUAUUAUGUGACUGACUUUUUAGGUUCGGCUUGUUACAUACACUUGCACCCGCUUAUUUUUAUACGCAUACAUACAGUACAUGCAUGGGGCUAUUGUUAAAUGCAGUAUUUUAGAAUCACAUUCAUAAUUAUGCUUUAAUUUUGUAUUUUCAUUACAAAAAACAACCCGAUUAUGUAUAAUUAUUUUAUUGUG
Halichondria panicea is the source of this 3881-nucleotide messenger RNA. Its product is annotated as integrin alpha-5-like. Gene Ontology annotation, biological process: integrin-mediated signaling pathway; cell-matrix adhesion; cell adhesion mediated by integrin. Gene Ontology annotation, molecular function: integrin binding. NCBI's taxonomy places the organism in Eukaryota, Metazoa, Porifera, Demospongiae, Suberitida, Halichondriidae. The transcript is spliced from 30 exons. The record is from RefSeq and is a predicted model, not a curated record. The coding region runs from base 113 to 3646 and encodes 1177 amino acids. Gene Ontology annotation, cellular component: integrin complex; external side of plasma membrane.